CCUUCGGUUGAACCAGUUGAACUACAGAUAGGCAACGAGUUAUGUUCGGGUCAGUGGUGUGAUCGUUGCAGUAUGUAGUAUUUCAUCAUCGACACAGUGUUUUCUACAUAAAUUUCGAUUUUGCUUUCUGUCGGGUUGUGAAUUUACGCGACGAAGUGACAUUUACUGUGUAACGUGGAUCUUCGUUGAAAGACGAGUUAGUCUACAUAUUACACUCUCAUUUGUGAACGUAUUUACGAUCGUGUAACAUUUAAAAGUUUCACGGCGAGCUACCCAAUCAUUAGAAUAAAAACCGUGCAGAGCACGGUAUCCGGGAAGUGACCCCGAGGAUCCGACCACAUACGUUCGAAUACAUUAAACUUUGUUUUCGUUCGUCGAAUACGGGUUUAUACCGAAAGAAACAAGAGCGAAGUAGGCGUUUCGCGCACAGUAAUUUUCAUGCGAGAAACGUUGCCAGGGAAAUGGACCGAAUUUUCGUCGAUGAAGAAACCGGGGAAAGCAUUAGCUUGCCCGUUUCCGACUACGAGAUUCGACGACACGCUGUCGCGGUAAAUAAUGUCGAAACGGGAGAGCCGGAGAUCAACGUGGUGGCGACGGAGACAACCAAAAACCGAAGAAUGCGCUUCCAGAUUCCAAAAGAAGUGAAGGAAACACUGUCGACUAAGAACGGUUCUAAAAAGAAGGCCGAAAAUUUAAUGGAUUUAGAACCUGUCCCCGUUGGUACAUGCUUUGGACAAAUACAUCCGAUUUGUCUAUUCCUCCUGGCCAUUGUGUGCUUCCAUUGGCUUUUGCCGGUGUUAACGUUCUUGGAAGUGUCGUUGCACGUUUGGGCUCACCAUAAGAAUAAAGCGUUAAAAAAUGCUAGCGUUUACUUUCGUUCGCCGUUCCACGGAAUAUCGUCAGAGUUUUGUGCGUUAUGUCAGAACGAGACGUGCAUGGAUCGUGUCGGCAAAAUGCAGCAAAUACGCAUGCACAAGAUUCUACGACAGUGUAAUUAUAUGAAAAGAGUCGUAACGUGAGAAAUUUAUUAUCGCCGGUGCUGCAAACAUCAAACGUAAUUGUUUUUUUCCUUCGCGAGAAAGAAACAUUCUAUCAAACGUAAUUAUUAGUAAGAAGGUAACAAAAAAAAAAAAAAAUUACUUGUGACUUAUAUUAAUUUAGACACUGUCGUUAUAAAUGAAUCACAUUUACUAACGCAAAUGGAAGAAAUAGAGACUAGUAAUUGGUGCAGGAAAACAAUUUUAUAUUGGGGAUAUGUUUAUCGACUAACAGUAACGAUAUAGUAAUACAGGACCAUUACGAGUACCCGAUAAAAAAAAAGUUGGAUUAAGUCUUUAUUACCGUUACACGUUAAAAGUACAGCAAAGAUAGUAUCACUUUAAAAGAAGGGAAACAUUUAUAUUACAGUUUAUUUUAUAAAUGUAUAAAAAUUUGUUACUACGUUAAAGGAUAUGUGAGAAAAACAUUUUACAUAUCACGA
Molecule: messenger RNA, 1480 nt
Organism: Colletes gigas
Lineage: Eukaryota; Metazoa; Arthropoda; Insecta; Hymenoptera; Colletidae
Exons: 3
Coding region: 462-1019 (185 amino acids)
Source: RefSeq, a predicted model, not a curated record